Messenger RNA from Symbiodinium natans, 1353 nucleotides. NCBI's taxonomy places the organism in Eukaryota, Dinophyceae, Suessiales, Symbiodiniaceae. The record is from the annotation of a GenBank genome assembly.
AUGGCCUCAUGGUUCCAGCUGUGUUCCGGGGCUCAGGCUUGGUGCCACUUGCCUUGUCAGGCCGAUCUUCAACGCAAGGUGGAUGCGCUUGAGGCUUCUUUGCUGGCGUACGACACUCGCUUGCAAGAGAUGCAGUGGCAGAUUGAAGAACUCACCCGUCAGGUCUCUGAUCUGAGGGUUGCGUCUGCUCACGCCUCCGACGAAUGCCGGCGGGAGGUGGGGGAUGCUGACAAGGAGACGACAAAGACUGCCCCAGCAAAGGUGAAGAAGGAGCAAAAGAAGGAGACGACAAAGAUUGCCCCUGCAAAGGCGAAGAAAGAACCAAAGAAGGAGGCGACAAAGAUUGCCCCGGCAAAGGCGAAGAAAGAACCAAAGAAGGAGUCAAAGGCGACGAUGAAGAACAACGCGCAAGCAAAGACAAAGAAGGGAGCAAAGAAGCCCACGAGGGAGCAAGGCUCCGAAAGCGGCUUCAACGAUGGACCUCUUCGUCUUGCCUGGGCGUCUGCCGAACUGCAAGGCUGGCGAAAGUCCAUGGAAGACUCCCGGAUCGUCUUGCCCCAAGCAACGACCUGCAGCAACUUGAACGGCGUGGCCUGGGAGCAGGUUGCCAUCUUUGGAGUCCUGGAUGGGCACGGUGGGGCGCAGGUCGCGAGGUUCUGCAGCAAGCGCUUGCCGGAGGAACUCGUCAAGUUCCCCAUCAGCGAUGGCCCACACCAGGGCACAGAGCUGGCGGAAGCCCUGCGAGGAGCCUUCAGCAGGAUCCAGCAAAUGUUGGAGGGCGGACAGCAUGUCGAUGAGCUCGAGCAGUUGGCAAACCCUCCCUCUCCGAAUUCGGCCCGUUUCGCGAAGCUGCUACCACUUGGCGACAGCCAAGCAGUGCCAGGUGGCUCCACCGCAUGCAUCUGCUGCAUCACCGAGACACAGAUCAUCACGGCCAAUCUUGGCGACAGUCGCGCGGUGCUUUGCCGUGGUGGGCGGGCCAUUCCGCUGACGAAGGACCAGAAGCCAGAGAAUGCUGCUGAAAAGCAGCGGAUCGAGGCUGCCGGUGGGUGGGUAACGUGGCGGUCUGGGCAGUGGAGGGUGAACGGCGACCUCAAUUUGUCCCGAGCCCUAGGCGACCUCGAAUACAAGGGUCUCAUCAGCGCAAUCCCGGACAUCACCAUCCACGAUCGCAGCCCAGAAGAUGAGUUUCUUGUCCUAGGCUCGGAUGGCAUCUUCAAUGUCAAGACCGACCAGGAGGUCGUCGACGCUUUCCGCAGAUCCGAGCAGCUCCUUGAGGAUGCAGAGACGCUUUUGAAGAACUGCGUCCCGGGAGGCGACAAUGUGUCCGUCUCUGUUGUCUGCCUCAACUAA